Penicillium angulare is the source of this 870-nucleotide messenger RNA. Its product is annotated as heme-dependent oxidative N-demethylase family protein. Lineage: Eukaryota; Fungi; Ascomycota; Eurotiomycetes; Eurotiales; Aspergillaceae. The transcript has 4 exons. Bases 1 to 870 code for a protein of 289 amino acids. The record is from RefSeq and is a predicted model, not a curated record.
AUGAGUAUUCAAGACGGAAGUGUCAAUGACUUGAUCCUAAUGGAUAAGAACUAUCUCCACCGUAUUCAACUUCGCAAGGAGAUUAUGAAAAAUCAUCCAGAACAUGUUAUAGCUGCAGAGGCUGUCGCCAAAUCUGCCGUAAAUGAGUUUUACACCUGGCUACUGGGGAUCUAUCUCCCGACUCGCUACCCUCGAAUGUUCCAAUCAAAGUCCAUAAAAGGAAGAGUGUUGUAUUUGCAUAACAUUUCAACAAACGAGAAUCUUCCCCUCAUCCCCCCGGAAAAUCCAUUGGAUUCUUUACAGAUAUUAGGUGGACUCGUUGAUGAAGACUUUCUCUUCUUGCUUCCUUCUGACGACGGGGAUGGAUAUACACUCAAGGCAUUUGUGACAUGCUUCCCCAAUGGAUUUGACACGUUGAAGAAGUUGAAUCUCAAACUAAGAGAUAUCCAUAAACCUGUUCCACAUUAUAAGGAGAAGCUGGAGAAAAGUAUGGAUCGCUAUUUUGACAAGAUGAAAGUGGGGAAAUUCAUGCGACGUGCAAAUUGGGCAAUUCAACCUAACGAACAGUUAUUCAAGGUGGCCGGAAACCAUUUGUAUGAGGGUGACAAUAUUCCUGAAGAAGAAUUUGAUAUAAAUAGAAUGCGUCUCCGUGUUGAAAGGCAAUACUUGCACCGCUUGCCUCAAAGCAGAGCUCUACUUUUCUCAUUUAAGACUCUGCUGUAUACACUUCCUGAGAUUAAGAAUGAGGGACUUGCAGAGGAUCUUGUUGAGGCAAUCAAUGGGCUCAGGCAAGGAAAUGCCCCCGGUUUCCAUUUCUACAAGAGGGCUGCUGUGUGGGGAGAAUUUGUGAAAGCUUAUUUGCGCAGUUAA